AUGGCACGUAAAUCAAUAGACUUUACGAGGUCGUUGUUGAAUUUUCAUAGGGAGUUUAACUCUCGUGAACGAGAGAAACGUCAGAAUUUAUCGUUGGAUAUCCAUGGCGCUACAAGAUCAAAUCUAAGAAAACAACCCAAUCAUGAUAAGGAAGAUGAAGAUGUAGAAGUCAGUGAAGUUGAGAAAAUGAAGGAUGUUGUUGAUCAAAAAGUAAGAGAUGAUGAUGCUUAUGAAUCUCUCAAAGCUAAAUUUACCAUACAGAACAAUUCAUUAGCUAAAAGUAAUGCAGUACUUACAUCAAAAAUAUCUGAUUUAGAGAUGAAAGUUGGUGAAUUGAUCAAUGAAAAUAUGAGUUUAAGAAAGACUAAGACAUUACAUGAUACAGCAAGUAAACAACAGUUGGAUGAGACAAUUGGUCAAGUUGAAAAGGAAUUGACUCAUAAAUUUGAUGAAAUUUUCCAAAUCUUUAAGAAAUUUAGAGAAAGUGAAGGAUUACCUAUAAAUAGUCAACUAGAAGCUACCACUGAUAAACCAAUCAUAGAGUCAACUCCUCAACCAUUUAGUUUUCCUACAACUACGUCUAUUUUUGAUUCAUUUGACUCCGAGACCAUAAACAAGAAAACAACAGAUCCAAUCAUUGUGCCAGAUCCUCAACCACAAACAAUAAUAGAUCUGGAACCAGAAGUCAUAAAACCAAUCCUGAAGCAAAAUAUUGACAUCCCCAACCCAGCAAUAACAAACAGAUCCAACAGUGUCACAGAGAGACGGAAGAGACAAACUAUAUCUGUUUUUGAGGAUCGAGAGCAGUCAGCUGAUGAUCUUAAUAAGGCAAAACAAAUAAUUGAUCAAAUCAUCCGAAGAUCACAAGAAGCAGAAACAGUACCCGUUGUUACCAAACAAGUAUCACCAGAAGUUGCUAAUCAUAAAGAAGCCGAUACAGAUGAUUUUGUAACGUCAAAAUCUGCAGAAUCUACACCUGAAACAGCCAAUGAGCUUGAAAGACCUCGAAGACCAUUAAGAAACAGAGGUGAAGUUAAUUAUAAACCUCUCCUGUUACGAGGGAAAAUGAGACGAGAGUCAACUCACUUGGUUGAUGCUGUUGAUGAAAAUGCAUACAUCAAUUAUACUAUUCCAACCGUAAAGAUAGAGUCAAAUAAUGAGAAGAAAAGACGUACGUUAGGACCAAAUGAAAUUUCUAAUAAACGGAAACCAUUAGGUAAUAAGACUAAUACUUACAACAAUAAUACUCAAUCUGAAAAGGAACCAACACCAGAUGCAAAGCCAUCAUCAACUUUCAGCACAGAUCAAUUAUCAGUAUUUGAUUUUGAAGAAUUUCCAUCUAGUCAAUCCAAAUAUAUCGGAAAAAGAAAAGGUGGCAAGACUAACAGAAGAUAUACAACAUUUACGCAUUAA
This is a messenger RNA of Scheffersomyces coipomensis, 1413 nucleotides long. It is a transcript of the gene SGO1, whose product is annotated as Sgo1p. The coding region runs from base 1 to 1413 and encodes 470 amino acids. Lineage: Eukaryota; Fungi; Ascomycota; Pichiomycetes; Serinales; Debaryomycetaceae. The record is from RefSeq and is a predicted model, not a curated record. The transcript has a single exon.